Microbotryum saponariae is the source of this 1148-nucleotide messenger RNA. The record is from the annotation of a GenBank genome assembly. Lineage: Eukaryota; Fungi; Basidiomycota; Microbotryomycetes; Microbotryales; Microbotryaceae.
AUGUUCACGGAUGAGAUUGCCACAUUACGGAGGCUGGGAUUUCGACAUGUGAGUCUAGCCCCUCGAACUACCUCUCUGCGCUGGGCGCUCAUCGAACUGACUCCCCUCCUCGCCCGAUCUACGGACUAACCUCGUCUCGUUCAUCACGCCAGGUCCUGCUCCAAGCCCUCAACUUCGCCACCGUCCUCUCGACGGCGUUGAUGAUGUGGAAAGGCUUGGGCGUGAUCUGCAAUACCGAAAGUCCGAUCGUCGUCGUGUUGAGGUCAGUGUUGGACAGAAGGCCCGUCCGCGACCGCGCUUGUCGGUGAUUGACGUGUCCGCCUUUCGUUCGAUUUUGGUGUGCGUGUGCAGUGAAUCUAUGGAGCCGGCUAUUCAGGUGUGUUUCCACGGAACGAAUCAAGCUACGGUCUUUUCACCGGAUGCUGACCUGACCACCCACUCCCCCCGCGCACACACCUCGAUCCCCCCCAAAAAAGCGAGGCGAUCUCCUAUUCCUGACGAUGCCACGCAAAGCCCCGCUCAAGCUCGGCGACAUCACCGUCUACAAAAUCCCCGGCUCGCCGAUCCCGAUCGUUCAUCGUGUGAUUGAGGUGCAUGAUCAGUCAGUCUUUCCACCAUCGAUGUGGUUUUCGAAGGGGGGAGGAUGACCGAUGCUGGAGUUUUUGAUGUCCGAGUAGGAGGAAUACGACCGAGCAAUGGCUCCUGACCAAAGGGGACAACAACAUGGCCGAUGAUGUCGAUCUGUACAAUGGGAUCAAGUACCUCCAACGAAGUCAUAUCGUCGGGAAGGUACAAGGGUUAGUUUUCGGUCUGGAUCGCUGUCGUCUUGAGGUAGUCGUGUGGGUGCUGAUGCGGGUUUCUUUCGUGCGACACAGCUACGUGCCUUAUGUUGGAUACGUGACGAUUAUGAUGGUACGGAUGGGAUUCGAAUUGUCUCGUUCAGAACGCACUGAACUGACUGGAACGUCGUGGUGGUUUCCGAUUCUGCAGAACGACUUUCCCAAGCUCAAGUACGCCUUGCUUGCGAGUAGGUCAUCGUCGAAGAGCUGUUUUCAUUGAACGAUCUUGAAUCAAUUGAGCUGAUCGCUCGAACUACUCUACACUUGACAGUCCUCGGAGGAGCGGUUCUAUUGCAUCGAGAAGGGUAA